CGCGCUCUUCGAGAAGCGCAAACGCCUCAGCGACUACGCGCUCAUCUUCGGCAUGUUUGGCAUCGUCGUCAUGGUGAUCGAGACCGAGCUCUCCUGGGGGCUCUACUCCAAGGAGUCCAUGUUUUCUCUGGCCCUGAAAUGCCUUAUCAGCCUGUCCACCGUCAUCCUGCUGGGCUUGAUCAUUGCCUACCACACACGGGAAGUGCAGCUCUUCGUGAUCGACAACGGCGCCGAUGACUGGCGGAUAGCAAUGACUUAUGAGCGCAUCCUUUACAUCAGCCUGGAGAUGCUGGUUUGUGCCAUACACCCCAUCCCUGGGGAGUACAAAUUUUUCUGGACAGCACGUCUGGCCUUCUCCUACACACCCUCCCGGGCAGAGGCCGAUGUGGACAUCAUCCUCUCCAUCCCCAUGUUCCUCCGCCUGUACCUGAUUGCCCGGGUCAUGCUGCUGCACAGCAAACUCUUCACUGAUGCCUCGUCACGCAGCAUCGGGGCGCUCAACAAAAUCAACUUCAACACACGCUUUGUCAUGAAGACUCUCAUGACCAUCUGCCCCGGCACCGUGCUGCUGGUCUUCAGCAUCUCCCUGUGGAUCAUCGCCGCUUGGACGGUCCGUGUCUGCGAGAGGUACCACGAUCAGCAGGAUGUGACCAGCAACUUCCUGGGUGCCAUGUGGCUCAUCUCCAUCACGUUCCUCUCCAUUGGCUACGGUGACAUGGUGCCUCACACAUACUGUGGGAAAGGCGUCUGCCUCCUCACCGGCAUCAUGGGGGCUGGCUGCACUGCCCUGGUGGUGGCCGUGGUGGCCAGGAAACUGGAACUCACCAAAGCCGAGAAGCACGUGCACAACUUCAUGAUGGACACUCAGCUGACGAAGCGGAUCAAGAAUGCUGCAGCCAACGUCCUUCGGGAAACGUGGUUUAUCUACAAACACACAAAGCUGCUAAAGAAGAUUGAUCAUGCCAAAGUCAGGAAGCAUCAGAGAAAGUUCCUUCAAGCCAUUCACCAGCUGCGCAGUGUGAAGAUGGAGCAGAGGAAGCUGAGUGACCAGGCCAACACGCUGGUUGACCUUUCCAAGAUGCAGAACGUCAUGUAUGACCUGAUCACAGAGCUCAAUGACCGGAGUGAGGACUUGGAGAAGCAGAUUGGCAGCCUAGAGUCCAAACUGGAGCAGCUCACCACGAGCUUCAACUCUCUUCCCCUGCUCAUCGCCGAAACCCUGCGCCACCAGCAGCAGCAGCUCCUCGCCGCUGUCAUUGAUGCUCGUGGCAUCAGUAUGGCGGGGGGAACCCCCCAGACGCCCCUGUCCGACAGUCCGAUUGGGGUCAGCUCCGCCUCCUUCCCAACCCCUUACACCAGUUCAAGCAGCUGCUAAACUGCAGACUGAGCCCCCCAAGCCCCACGGAGACAGACAAGAAGAGCUACUUGUGGGUCUUCAGAGUCAAGUCAACUUUCUUCCGGCCCUCUGGCUGCCACAGAAACACCCAGGCCAAGCCAAUGCUGAAAGCAUGACCGAACUAACGCCGAGGUUAGCUCAGAGCCCUCGGAGUUCAACAACGCCUUGGAACCAGAAAUCCAGUCUCUGUUUCGGUGCCUCUACAUGCGAUGAGAAGGAAGCGGAUGUGAGGGGAAGCCUCUGGCAAGGCCCUUGCUGCAGUGUUUGGUGGAGGACAGAAAUCCACACUCAAUCUCAGGUCUUCAAAUAGGAAAAAAAAAAAAAAAAGUCCGAAGCACUGAAGCAAUGGAGCUGCAACAGAGGGAGAGUACUCCACAGCGCGGGCUGUGAGCCAUGGGCAAAGGGGCUGCUUAUCUCCAGGGCCUUCCUUCGUUCCCAUUCCUCCCAGCCCUGUUCGUUAAGUGUCUUGCCAAGGAAGAGUGGGGGAGGAGGACAAUUAGUUUGCCAAGACUGCUAUCCCUUUGCCUCCUGCACCUCCCACAGCCCUACCGGGGAACUGCCAAUAUCUCGCCUUCUUGCACAGGCUCUGAGCUCAGAGGCCCAUUUGCCACCCCACCCCCUGCCAAAACACUGCCACAUACACACAUUUCCAGCUAGGGGAGGGUUCUUCAUUUGCUUUAUUCUGAGCCUCUUUAGAGGAGUGAGUCCAUAUUCUGCCUGAAGCCACGUGCUGGAGUGCAGCAUUCAGGUGCUGGGCACGGCAUCUGGGGCAUGCCGGCUUUGCGGGGGUGUUUAUCGCAUUACAGGGCGGUUACAGGGAGAUGAAACACACUGCAAGUCAAUCCAGCGUGGAUUGUUAAAAAUGCACUGCCACUCCAGUGAAGCCAUGCGAGGCACCCGAGUUCCAAGCACCCUGAGUCAGCAGGGCAGCGAGGGUUGCAGAAGCAAUGCAUUCAGCCAAUGGUCAGAGAGGGCUUUGUGAAAUGGAACCAGAUGGUUCCUCCUGGAGCUGCAGCCAGUCCUGUUUGACUGGAGCAAGGGUCACUGCACUGCAGGGCUUUCAAGGGGGCACCCUGCAUUCCUCCUGAAAACCCCCUGAGGAGUAGAAAAAGUUUUGUGGUGGAUCUUGAAUUACCUGCAUCAUCCACACACCAGGGGCCACCAUUUAUAGUCUCAGCAAAUAAUCCAGUACCUCUCCAGUCCAGGUACUCUUUGAAGAGGCUUCAGAACUGAACGGUGAAACACCCAGGGCCAAUUAGAGAGAGGGUCUUAAUGUGUGACAUGAAUUUAAAAAUUCUCCCCCCUGCCUUCAGCUUGUCUGACAACAAUGACAUUCUACUAGCUCAAACAGUGCUUGACCUAACCAUGAGGUUGCUUUAAUGGGAGGUAGUAACCGGGAGAAACAGAAAAGAAUGUUGAUUAGGACACUUCAUCAGUUUAAAACAAAAGACGAAUUCAUUGCAGUGAUUCUGUUGGGUCUUGGUAGAUAGCAGCAGAACCACCCCGGGGUAAAUGAUGCAAUGUGCGGCUUCGCAGGCAGCUAGACCAGUGGUUCUCAAACUUUUGUACUGGUGACCCCUUUCACAUAGCAAGCCUCGGAGUGCCACCCCCUUUAUACAUUAACAACACUUUUUUAGAAAUUUAACACCAUUAUAAAUGCUGAAGGCAAAGCGGUUUUGGGGUGGCGGCUGACAGUUCGCGACCCCCUGAGGGGUCCCGAUUCCCAAUUUGAGAACCCCUGAGCUAGACAGAUAUCCACAGCCUGGGAUGCUGCCCUUUAUGGCCAUCUGCUGGGGGAGCUGCCUUCAACGGCAAUUGUCAGGAGUGGGGAUGGACGCGCGAGUUACCACCACCGCCACUGGCUGUGGGAGAGGACAGUCCAUGAGAGAGAGAUGGCUAAUCUUUGCUGGUUGUCACCUCCCAGCUUCCUCUGGGAACUAAAAUGUUCCCUUCUCCCUCUGACAUUUUCACUUCUUUAAAAACUCUUUGUUCAGCCCCAGCUCCUGCCUUUGUUGUUUUAAUGCCUUGUCUGGUCUUUGUUCAGAGUCCUGGGGGCAGCCGCAAGGCGCUGGCUUUCUUUCUUAGAACUCCGGGAUGGGGUUGGCUGCUCUCAAUGAAAACUCAGCAGAGGAUAUUUAUAUAUUUUUAAACGGAUGAAGUAACCAUGUAAUUACUCUGUGCUGUUAAUUACACAUCACCCAGUGGUGUCUGCUAAUUGUACUGAAAGUCACUCUGUUACUCCAGGCAUACUUAGCCUGGAAACUUCUCCUCUGUAACUCUCUCACUUCUAUAAAGAACACUGGAUUCCAUAGGGACCUAGGCAGGGAUCUAUCAGCAGCAGAGGGGUUUACAUACAAAACUCUCCUUGUUUCUGCUGGUAGGUCAAACCCUACACUGAAACCAUCCCUAGUUGGAGAGAAGAAUAUGCCUUCUUCCCACCCGCUCUAACGCUGGUGGCACAACGGUAUUGCUCUGCUGCAUAUUGUGGCAGAAAUACCAAGGGAGUUCUGCUAAUCAUGCCCUAGUACCACAGAGGUCUGAGUAACCCCGUCGGUAACGCAGGAGCAAAAUGAGCCUCCAUAAACACAAUUGACCGAGGUCAGGAGGGAAAUUAUACACCCUCCGAAGAAGUACUGCAGAGGCAAGGCAGGAUGUUGCACAGCCCCAUGCCAGCAGGAACAAGGGCACCGUGGACACCUUUCCAUCAGCCCCACCCCACUAAUGCGCUUAGUGUGGACAUACGCAAUCGACUGUAUAAAAUCGACCUAAUUUUGUAGUGUAGACAUACCCUCAGAGGGUUUCCUGCGCCAAUAGCCAUGGUACUCCUCACUCAGCACAUCUGUCACCAUCUUGAGAAGCCAGGGCUCGCACACCCCUUUCCAUGGCAGGAGAGGUUUUUGGUUUAUAGCCAAACCAUUGCUUGGCCUGUCACCCUCACCGUCGUAGCCAUCAGGCCUUUCUCCUACUUCAGGAGUGCUUCCAUUUCCACUGCCAUCGUUUGAGCCUUGCUCCCCCCCUUCCCAGCCCUGACUGCAUGGGCAGCAUUCGGAGUGGAGAGACGGCUACGCUAAGAUCACUGCCAGUAUCCCUCCACUCUGGCCAGGAGGAGAUACUCUAGCCACGGUAGCCAUCUGCUCCCCCUUUCAAAUACUGUGUAGGCCAGUGGUUAGGUCACUCGCCUGGGAGUCAGGAGCCCUGAGUGCUAGUCCUGGCUCUGACACAGACUCGCUGUGUGACCUUGGGCAAGUCACUUCCCAUCUCUCUGCCUCCAUUUCCCCUCCGUAAGAUGGUGAGGACAAUGCUUAUCCAUCUUUAUAACGUGAUUUCAGGUCUAGGGACGAGAGAGGCUCUAUAAAUGCUAACUAGCGUUAUAAAAUACACUUGUCUUCAUCUCUGGUGGUUCACAUAGGACGAAACAACAGCAGCUGACACUGAAUCUGUGAUAUAAGUACUAGCAAGAGACAGAAAAAGAGAUCCUCAAGUUUUAGAUCACUAAAGGGAGUAUUGGUUGCAAAGGAUCAGUAUCACCAACAGGAAACUUGUGCCUAAUAAUCAAUGUUGGUAAAUCCUACUGAAUGCCAUGAGACUGGAAAAUGCCAAAUCACUAACAGAUUCAAAGCUUUUGUGAGGAAUGAAGCAUAAGCAGUGAAAGCUUCAAUAUCACACGUAGGGUAUGAGAAUUUUUCUACAGGCAUAACUGUCUAGUGCAGGGUAAUUUCAUUAGGAUUGAUUAUUAUCUUGACAGAAGUUUCUUGCUGGUUUAUAAAGAGAGACAGAUACUCAACUGCACUGCCAGCUGGUAUCUCUGGUGCUGCCCCAAGCAAUGUUCCGUGAUUCAGUUGACUGGUCCAGUACUCCAGUUGUCACCACUGCAGUACCAGGCACUACUGUUCCUCUACCCCACCAAUUUUGCAGUCCCUCAUAUUCAGCACCUUAGACAGCAGUCUGGUUAAUCUAAUCAUCAGUGGCAAGCAUGUUUGACUCUACCUCUGAUACCCGUUUUUACUCCUUUUUGCCUGCUACCAUUGUCCGGGCAUUGGUCAAGUUAGUGAGGAAGUGAAAGCAAUGAUGUUUGCAAUGGCAUUUAAACGAUUCUACAGAGCCAUUGCUGUCAGACAGCCUUUGCUAGUAGAAGGAUAAGCCAGCCACUGAUUAUAUUAAUGAGACAGGCACAUCCGUAGUAAUACAGUAGAACCUCAGAGUUUCCAACACCAGAGUUACAAACUCCCCAGUCAGCCACACAGCUCCUUUGGAACCGGAAGUCUGCAAUCAGGCAGCAGCAGAGCCAAAAAAAGCAAAUACGGCAGCGUGCUGCGUUCAAGGUAAACUCCUAAAAACCGAAAGGGAAAGCGGCAUUUUUCUUCUGCAUCGUGAAGUUUCAAAGCUGUAUUAAGUCAAUGUUCAGUUGUAAACUUCUGAAAGAAGAACCAGAACAUUUUGUUCAGGGUUACGAGCAACCUCCAUGCCCGAGGUGUUCGUAGCUCUGGGGUUCUACAGUAUAGUGUCAGUUCCCACAAUGUCCUAGGCUUGCCCUGAGUAACUCAGGUGAGUUUUCCUAGAUUUACUAAACUGCUUCAACAGGACUCCUUGUAUAAACUAUCCCUGGCAUCUCUCCUAUACUGGAAACACCUAACCUGACCUGGAAUUUCCCUAUGAGUCGCCCAUGGGCAAGUCUUUAACAACCAGUCUCCAUCUCCCAGUGGCAGGGGGAACCUCUGUUUACAUACCUGAGAAAGGCAUUCUGGAACCUGCAGUAAUGGGCCAGGAGAUGACACCCCCUCAAACUGAACCAGAACAAAGGAAGGGAAGAACUGAGGCUGAGGGAGGAAAAGCACAAGAGUAAAACAACGCAUCGUUAUCAUCCCAAAGAGAUGCUGACAUUCUACAGACAAAAAGCAGUGACAAACCACACGCAAAUCAGACUGAACCAGCCAAUGCCCACAUUUUAUGGUAGAUGGAAGGGAAAAAAUAACCAUUCUCUGGCUCAUUCUGAAUCUCAGACAGGACCCACCCAUCUUCAGCUCAUCUCAUUUCCUGGCACAGCCUCCGUUUUGCUCCAAGAACCUCUAUUCUGCACUGUCCACGAGGGAAAAACCACAAAGCAGCAGAAUGCCAGAACCGAUCGAACAUCCUCUUUGCAACUCUCAAAACUGAAGUGUUUAUAUUCAAACUUCGAUGAUGAGCAUCAAUAUGGGUUUGCAUCUUGCCUCUGUACUGCUUGCUUUUUUUUUAAUAAUAGGAGAAAAGCAUAAUAGUUUAUUUUAACUAUGAAAUCUAUUGCUAUAUUAUAAAGGGUAUUGUAACUUUC
Molecule: messenger RNA, 6704 nt
Organism: Trachemys scripta elegans
Lineage: Eukaryota; Metazoa; Chordata; Testudines; Emydidae
Gene: KCNN3
Product: potassium calcium-activated channel subfamily N member 3
Exons: 8
Coding region: 53-1375 (440 amino acids)
Biological process (GO): potassium ion transmembrane transport
Cellular component (GO): neuronal cell body; neuron projection; plasma membrane
Molecular function (GO): small conductance calcium-activated potassium channel activity; calmodulin binding
Source: RefSeq, a predicted model, not a curated record